Messenger RNA from Scophthalmus maximus (turbot), 4929 nucleotides. It is a transcript of the gene perm1b, whose product is annotated as PPARGC1 and ESRR induced regulator, muscle 1. The transcript is spliced from 4 exons. Gene Ontology annotation, cellular component: cytoplasm; nucleus. Lineage: Eukaryota; Metazoa; Chordata; Actinopteri; Pleuronectiformes; Scophthalmidae. Gene Ontology annotation, biological process: regulation of DNA-templated transcription; response to muscle activity. The coding region runs from base 121 to 3186 and encodes 1021 amino acids. The record is from RefSeq and is a predicted model, not a curated record.
GUGUGACAAGGACAGACAAACAUCCCAGCUGAAAUGUUCCUGCAGGGAGAAAGUACUGCCACCUUCAAACUGGAUGUGUCGUUCCUCUGCAACAGAUUGAAGUGCAUGUGAGGUAUCAAAAUGGAUGAUUUAGAUCACAGCAUGCACAUUGCGGAGUUCGAUUGGACCAGCUUCUACGAUGAGAGUGAAGAGUGCGGCCUCCUGCGGCCUUCGCUCGCCCGCCCAGAUAGCUCGCGCCUCAGCGAUUCAGAGGAGUCAGAAAACUCAGAGUCAGUCCUCAGCUCGGGCCUGCGGGCGAUACAGCAGAGCCCUGAUGUGAACAGUGACAGAGCUGAGAGCAACGCUGCGGCAGGAGAGAGCUGUGCGAAGCUGUCGACAAUGCUGCACGAGACAGAAGAACCAGUGACGCAGGUGGAUCAGGAAAUGUGCCUCGAGCUGCAUGUGCAGGCUGCAGAGGACGUCACAGAGGAGACACGUGAAAACAUUACAAACACACUGCAAACUGGAACACGACAUGUUCAGUGUUCUUCAGUGAAAACGGAGGAUGGAGGUUUCCAAACAGAAGCCGAUAUUUCCGGACAUGAACCUGAUCAUAUGUUCCCCGACCGAGCAGAACUAGAUGUGACUGGGCCACACGCUGCAGCCGUGAGCGAGGACGAGAGCGGUGUCGCUCCACAAGCGGAGAGGGAGCGCUGGUUUGUGACAUUGGACUGCAGCCCUGCACGACGGCGGGUGGGUGCCGCCGCUGGGAAAAAAAAACGAAGACAAAAUAACCCAUGUAAGAAACGUCACAUGUGCGGCCACAGGCAGGAGAAAUCUCUUGGAAACGGCAUGGAGUUAGAGAUCGACGAAGAUAAGAGUGAACCUGCAGGAAAAAGAGUCGUGGGGGGCUUCACUAUAUCGAACCAAAACCUGGUUCAAAACUCGGGCGGGCAUCAGAGUGCUGAAAUAAAUGAUGAGAGCAUUUCAGAUCUGUUGCUGACGUCUUGCGAUGUAGAGAACGUAUCAGAAAAACUUGUGAUCUCUCACUCCACCAAAGAAAAUAUAACUGAGGCAACGAUGGACGGAAACAAACACGUAGCAGGCAGCUCGGCAUCCACAUCACACGACAAGUUAACACCCAAAGAGCCUUCACAGGCGGAGAGUGCAGACUCAGACGAGUCUGAAGAUGGUGUUGAGUUCUUCUCCAUUCACAGCUAUGACUCUGAAGGUUAUUUGUCUGCUACUGAAUCAGUGGAGGACACUCAGGACUUUCGGCCUGCAGAUCUAACACUGUUGCAGCGCUCGGUGUCUCUGAAAGAUGCCGACAGUACACGGGAAACACAAAUGCAUGCUCGUCCAAACGCUCUCUCCUGCAAUGUAGCAGCUGCCAACUGUGACAGUUACGAAUGCAACGACGGUGUUGAGCCUGAACUGAUGUUUCCAUCUGCUGGCCAAACAGCCAACAAAAUGCCAGAUGACGACUCUGCGUGUGAUAUUCCCACACACAGCACAGAGCUCCACAUGCUCUCGGACACAACGGGACCCCAGGAAGAGAAAAUUAAUCUUUCAGCAUCUGGUAGCUCUUCAGGAGACCAGCUCAGUCCUCUCCCUGUUCCCGAUUUGACUGUAACACCUUGCCCCGCGGCCAACAGCCCUGAAACAUACGCCGAGGUCGCGGGCCACACUCGACCCGUGUUCGCCAUUUCUGCCUUCUGGGACGAAAUGGAAAAGCUGACGAUAAACGACAUUUUGCAGCUCAGGAUGGGCAGAAGCACGCCUCCCGGAGAAACACAAGAAACGGUGACAGCACAUGCUGAUGAAUGUUCAACAAGCCACGACUUUCUGGCUGACACCGCGCAGUAUAAUUCAUGUGAUGGCGGUCUCAUGGAGUUGUCGGACACGGCCGACUCAGACUAUUUCACGCAGCCUGACGAGUCCAAGCCAGAUCGCUCGAGCUGUGAGUUUUCCACCUCGGAUUUUGAAGAGGAGUACUGGCAGUUCAUUGGCACCAGUAGGAACCCCAGUCCCGAUCCUCACAGCAAGAGCCAAGACAGGACGAGUGACUCUCUUCUUUUAUCCCAUGAGGGGAGGGAGACGACAAGCUCCGAGGGGAAGGAGACGAGUGUCCCUUUGGAGGAGUUUGCGCGGCAGUGUUUCGAGGAUCCGGAGUCACACAGUUUGAGUCAAAUCGCAAGACGGAUGACAAAAAGCAAAAGUAUGCACAAUGUUCAAGCUCUCAACAAAGACAGUUUAACUGUUCUCUUUGGUCAUGAGGAGAACGGUCUGUUUCUCAGCAGGUGUCAGUCUCUGGAGGAAAUCAUGGUUUGGAAAGUCAGCGAUAGCCAGGGAACACUAAUACCAACGCCUUUUCUUUCCGGUUUUGAAGCAGACGUGCCGGGUGAACAUUUUCACACAUGCUUCCCAGAAGUGUUUGAAUGUGUUAUCACGGAGGAUAAAGCAAGGAAUGACUCCUGGGGCGUCACCGUCUAUAAUCCAGAGGACAUCUCAGUGGCUCCUGUGUUUGACUACACUCUUUGUGCGUUGAUGGAUGAUGUGUCACUCUCUUCCCUCCGUUAUUCCCUUUGCGGUGAGGAGAAACCCAUCCCUAUAUUCUCCUGUUGUUCUCCCACCAUCAGAGAAAUCACAUUCCCAAAACCAGACUAUGUUUUCUUGAGUGCGGACUGCAAACGAGAGGAGGUGGACAGCCUCUCUCCAAUAAGAGUUGUGUCUCGCUCUUUCAUCCAGUGUGGGACAUCUGCACCUGGGUCUCACGGCUGGAAAAGUGCGCCGUCUAUGAGGAAGAUCAGUUUCCACGACAAAGGUAGUAUCUGGUGCGGGAGGUCUGGCGCCUGGGUGUUUCCAGUCGGCGCUGAGAAGAUGGAGGGAAAUGACCCAACAAUCACUGUGCUCUCUGAGAGGAAAGUCUCUCUGACUCCUUCUCAGAUGUUCAGAGAUCACGUAGUCCAGCAGAGCAUUCUGGAAAGUUCGCACACAUCAAGACGAGAGGGCAUCUUCUCUACGCUGAGGCAGUCAGACAUGUGUUUGGUCUGCAUUGCCUUCGCCUCCUGGGUUCUGAGAUCUUCUGAUCCAGAGGCCGCGGAUGCCUGGAAAGCAGCUCUGCUGGCGAACGUGAGUGCGCUGUCAGCUAUCCAGUAUCUGCGGCAGUACGUGAAGAAUAAGAGGCCUCUUCAAGACCAUCCCUGAUACAUAAUGUACACAACAAGUCAUUUCCAAACAUUUUUCACCUGGGUCCAUCUUUUUUAUAGAUGGACCCAGGUGAAAAAUGUGUUCUGCACUGUAUGUAAAUGUCAGGUACUGUACCUGCUAAAUAUGUACUGUUUCAGCAACAAUACAGCACGCUAAGGUAGAAGUUAGUGAACAGAUGUUUUAAAGUUUGUUUGUUGUUUUUCAGCAUUAAAUUGGACAGAUAAUGUGCGAUGAUUACAAUUAAAAUCAGAGCUAAAGAUAAGGACCAGAAAAACAAAUUAUAAAGGCAAAUUAACAAAAAUUAAAUAGAUGCUAAUAUAAGUAUAAAUAUGUAGUUAUUAAAAAUAACAAUUACAGUAUACUGUAUGAAAGACUUGUUUUAAGGCUUUAUAUCGUCAUUGGCAUGUAUGAGUAUGAGGGUAAAGUGCAGAGGGCAGGAUGAGGACCACACUGUACAUGAAAACAUUUCAGCUGAAUUUCAGACUUUUCAUAACUUUGAUUUGUCAGUUUUAGGUAAACUGAUCUUGAUAAACGGACCACAAUGUUGGCACACAAGCUCAAUAGUUUUAGCACUUUGCGAAAUGUCCUGUUUGUGCCUUAAUCAUCCGUUUGUGUGUUAUACAGCUGCAGUCGAGCUACGAGGUAAUAACAGCUUGUAGGUUCUGUGAAGUUUAUUCGUAGAGGAUGACAAUGGGGAUAAAAGCACGAGAAAAAAGUCACGACGGUGACGUUGGUCUGGUUUUGUUUCGUAUGUAGUAAGAAAAUACUAAUUAUGGUGACUGAGCUGUGUGAUUGGAAAACUCCCAACACUUCAGUGACUUUUCAUGUUUAAACCAUUUCAUUUGAAUAAUGAAAAGUACCAUAUAGCGUUAAACAGUAAGGAAAAGUCAAAACUAUUUUCGGUAUCAGAUUUUGUUUUGUGCUUCACAAGUUCUUGGAUUAAUCUCAGGACUCCUUCAGGGUGGGAAACCACUGGUCUAAAAUCAUGUAUAGUGACAAGACCAGUGCAGCAUCAGCUAUGAUUCAAAAAGAAAAACAGAUCUAAUCACACACUGUUUUCUCAUCAGUAGUUUUGACUGUUUACAUAACUACACAUAAUAAAAAAAUCACACCACACAAAUGCUUUCAAGUAUUGAUGCUUAAUGAUUGGUUGUUGUCUGUGACUGUUGAACAAACAUUCUGUGUAAAGAACUUGUUAGAAUAAGUAAUAUUUCUUGUCUAAUAAAACUUGGCCCAUAUGAAUUUUCCAUAUAUGACAGAUUUGGUGUAAUAAAUGAUUUAAUGCAAUGAAACCAUGAAUACUAUAUCUAAUUCUCUGCUCUAUCUAAAUUAAUGGGUGAAAAAAAAAAACAAUAGCUGAAGGUUUAAUGCUUUUUUUCUACAGUUUAUACUUUUUUUUUACUCCGCACAGAAGAAAUAUACAUGCAAGGAAGAUAAAGUGUCACUGCAGAAAUAUUUAUUGAAAUAAAUAUGCAAUGGAUACACUUCGUAUUAUAUCACAUAAAUAUUGAAUGUAGAAGCAGGUUUUUUUUUAUUAUUUCAUUGUCAUGACAAAGAUUUAAUUUCUCCACUUCUCAUUGAAUAUGAAGUUAAUACACUGUUCUAAUAAAACUUUGGGUCUGUAGUGACAGGUCGUGGUCCAAUUAAUAAUCAUCUCUCCUUAUAACACUAUAUGUCGUUUAUUUUAGCUUAUAAUUUACUGCUAUCGUGCUGAAUCGGGGGGGGGGGGGUGUGUUCACA